Molecule: messenger RNA, 3970 nt
Organism: Nycticebus coucang (slow loris)
Lineage: Eukaryota; Metazoa; Chordata; Mammalia; Primates; Lorisidae
Gene: ARSG
Product: arylsulfatase G
Exons: 12
Coding region: 1693-3270 (525 amino acids)
Molecular function (GO): arylsulfatase activity
Source: RefSeq, a predicted model, not a curated record
CUGAAUUUUCGAUUAAAAAAAAAAAAUCCCUGGUAGAGCCUGGUAAUUAAUGUCUGUAAUCCUAGCACUCUGGGGGACCCUUUGAGCUCAGACGUUCAAGACCACCCAGAGCAAGAGUGAGACCUCAUUUCUACUAAAAAUAGAAGAAAUUAGCAGGGGUUGUGGCCAGUUCAGGGCGCCAGUAGUCCCUGAAGGCUGAAGCAGGAGGAUGGAUCACUUUGAACCCGAGUCUGAGGUUGCCGUGAGCUAGGCUGAUACCAAAGCACUCUCUCUAGCCAGGGCAACAGAGUGAGACUGUCUCCAAAAAAAAUACAAAAUCCCAAACCUAAUCUAGACCUCUGCCUCACAGGGUUAAAUCACUAGAAUAUAAUCAAUUUACCCAUUUUACAAGACCAUGAUGUUGAAACAUGACCCCUUAAUUUAAGUGUCCUCCUCAGGAGUUCCACUGAGGAAAAGUCCCUUUUUGGAAACCACAGAAGGAAAACUCAGGAUUAGUGGUACUCAUUUAGCUGGAAGGAGCUUUUCCACUUGGCUGCAUGGUUUAUUUCAUACCGUAUGUUUCUAUCUUGGACUCUCCUCCCUUAAUUACGACAAGAGGUGUUUCUACUGUAUCAUCCUGGCAGGAUGUACUGUUGACCCCCCAAAUGCCACGUAAUGGUGCUUGGGACACAGGGAGAUGCAUCAGUUCGAGAUAUCAGCAUAAGCACUUGGCAUUUUUUUCUUUUGCAAACAAGACACCCGUAUACUAUGAUUUGCAAAAACAAUAAGAUCACUGAGAAAUCUCAUUCCCAGCGCAGAAACUGUCUCCUGUGAGAAGGAGCUGGCAUGGAGUGUCUAACUGUGCAGACAGAACUGGCUUCCAGGUUGACAAGUUGUAACUGCGCUUCCCCAGUUGGCACCGGGAGCUUUUCCUAAGGCUGACGUCCCCCACGUUUGGAGCAUUUUACGUACCACCCAAAAAACUUCUGUGAUCUUUCUGCUGGGGGGAGCAGGGGAGGUGAUAAAAAGACAACAACAACCCAGAAGGAAAUAACCCAUUUCCUCUUGCAAACCAUUCUCUCUGGCUACAGAACAGGUCGGCUACACCAGCGCUUUCCUGCGGCCGGCAGCCCCGGGAACCUUGGAAGUUGCGCGGGACCAGCCGUCAGCAGCUGACAGUUCUGACCGUCAAGGAAACUUGACAGAAACACGAAGCCCUCAACCAUCUGGAGCACAGAAACUGAACUUGGGGCUGACGGCGGCUUCUAGAAUAUCCAGGUGUUCUGCAGAUGCGAGAAUUCAUCCUGUAGUCACCAGAUGGAGUCCCAAAGAGAUGCAAAGCUUGUGCUAUGGCUCUAACACUCCUGAAUACAGACGGGCCACUUUCUAGAUGUCAAAGAGCAGUCAUUGACAUAGCUGUCUGUCGAGCGUAACCGUCACCUUACUGUGAGCUGUGAUGGGGAAACUGAUUACAGAAGAUCAAGCCAAAUUAGGAGUUGCAAAUUUCCUGACUCUCUUGAAUUAGGAUUCCAGAUGGGGCACUUAUUUGUGUAGUCCCCAUCACCUUUGCAGGCAUUGUCACCGCCACUACCACUGUCACCAGUACUGUCUUGCAAACUCCAUCCCUACUCCUCAGGGACUUCCUGCUUUGCAAGUGAACAGAAAAGGAGCUCUUGGAAAAGUCUCAACAAUUGGGACCCUACCGUCACCACCAUGGCCUGGCUUUUCUCAAAGAUUUUGUUGGUGGGAGUGAGUUUGUCAGGAUUUCUUUAUCCUUUUGUGGAUUUUUAUAUCAGUGGGAAAACAAGAGGCCAGAAACCGAAUUUCGUGAUCAUUUUGGCCGAUGACAUGGGGUGGGGUGACCUGGGAGCAAACUGGGCAGAAACAAAGUACACUCCCAACCUCGAUAAGAUGGCUUCAGAAGGAAUGAGGUUUGCAGAUUUCCACGCAGCUGCUUCCACCUGCUCGCCCUCCCGAGCCUCCUUGCUCACUGGUCGGCUGGGCCUUCGCAAUGGAGUCACACACAACUUUGCAGUCACCUCUGUUGGGGGCCUUCCGCUCAAUGAGACCACACUGGCAGAGGUGCUGCAGCAGGCCGGCUACGUCACUGGGAUGAUAGGCAAAUGGCAUCUUGGGCACCACAGCUCUUAUCAUCCCAACUUCCGUGGUUUUGAUUACUACUUUGGAAUCCCAUAUAGCCACGAUAUGGGCUGUACUGAUACCCCAGGCUACAACCGCCCUCCUUGUCCAGCAUGUCCACAGGGCGCCCGACCACCCAGGAACCUCGAGAGAGACUGUUACACUGAUGUGGCCCUUCCUCUCUACGAAAACCUCAGCAUCGUGGAACAGCCAGUGAACCUGAACGACCUUGCAAAGAAGUACGCUGACAAAGCCACCCGGUUCAUCCAGCAUGCGAGCACCAGCGGAAGACCCUUCCUGCUCUACGUGGCCCUGGCCCACAUGCACGUGCCCUUAUCUAUGACCCAAAGGCCAGGAGCCCCAAGGGGCCAAAGGCUGUAUGAUGUGAGUCUUCAGGAGAUGGACAGCUUGGUGGGCCAGAUCAAGGACAAAGUUGACUGCACAGCCAAAGAAAACACAUUCCUGUGGUUUACAGGAGACAACGGUCCUUGGGCUCAGAAGUGUGAGCUGGCGGGCAACGUUGGUCCCUUCCUUGGGUCCUGGCAAACUCGUCAAGGGGGAAGCCCAGCCAAGCAGACUACUUGGGAAGGCGGGCACCGGGUCCCGGCACUGGCUUACUGGCCCGGCAGAGUCCCAGUCAAUGUCACCAGCACUGCCUUGUUGAGCGUCCUGGACAUCUUCCCCACGGUGGUAGCCCUGGCCCAGGCCAGCUUGCCCCAAGACCGGCACUUUGAUGGUGUGGACAUCUCCGAGGUGCUCUUUGGCCAGUCAGAGGCUGGGCACAGGGUGCUGUUCCACCCCAACAGCGGGGCAGCAGGAGAGUUCGGAGCCCUGCAGACUGUCCGCCUGGAGCAUUACAAGGCCUUCUACGUGACGGGUGGAGCCAAAGCAUGUGAUGGGAGCACUGGGCCUGAGCAGCAUCACGAGCCUCCCCUGAUUUUCAGUCUAGAAGAUGAUACUGCAGAAGGUGUGCCUCUAGAGAGAGGUGGUGCCGAGUACCACGCGGUGUUGCCCAAGGUCAGAAAGGUUCUUGCAGACAUCCUUCAAGACAUUGCCAAUGACAAUGUCUCCAGAGUGGAUUACACUCAGGACCCUUCAGUAACUCCCUGCUGUAAUCCCCUCCAAAUUGCCUGCCGCUGCCACACUAUGUAACAGAUGAGUUUUUCCACAAGGAGGAAUGUCUGGAAAUGAGAUAGGCAAGUUCACUCCUAGACUUCAGUUUUACCUUCUUUACAAACAUGCUUUAAAAAUAAGUCUUGAAAUUUACUAGUAGUUUUGUAGCCUCCCCACCCCCUGCAUAGCGUCCCUCCUCCAUCAGAGGAGAGCUUGCUGUUAUGGAGCACACGGGCUUUGGAGGCUGUCAGGGGAAGCACACGAGCUUUGGAGUCAGGGUCAGGUUCAGGCCCCAGCUUUUGAAUUUGGGCAAUCAUUUAACCUAACUUGCAAGUUGAUUUUUGAGGAUUAUGUAAGCCAAUACAUGAAAAUGUCUGGCAUGUUACCAGAUACAGAGCAGAUACUCAAUAUAUUCUCGUUUCCUUUUUUAUGUACCCAGUUUCUCUGAUCAUUUUAGUGUAGACUCAUUCCAACCAUUAUGGAGAACUUCUCCAUCUUUAACAUGCAUGCAAAUCACCUGUAAAAACCUGACCCAGCAGGUCUGGAGUGGGGCCUGAUACCCUGCAUUUCUUGUAAAUGAUGCCCUGAGUGGCCUGCAUCUAGCCUACAUAAAGUUACAUCUGUUCCCUUCCCCUCAUUUUAAGCAUCAUAUGACUGUAUUUUAAAGAUUUUUGUGUUCUUCCUGCCCCUUGAAACCUCAAAGAGGUGAAAUAAAAUUUUGAAAGCCUCAAAAAAAUGC